Gongylonema pulchrum is the source of this 246-nucleotide messenger RNA. The record is from the annotation of a GenBank genome assembly. NCBI's taxonomy places the organism in Eukaryota, Metazoa, Nematoda, Chromadorea, Rhabditida, Gongylonematidae.
AUGUGCCUAUCAGAAGUUGUUUCCAGCAUUGUGCGAUCUGCUCCAAAGAAGGUGCAGCCAUUGAACAUCGAGGGAAGCAUUACCAUUAUGAAUGUGCGUUGCAAAAAGGUAUUGAACCCUUUUAAUUUUGGCGUUGUUCAUGCUUUCGAUAUCUGUUCUCCACGUUCGCUUGUUAACGUGUUGUUGUCAGAACUGGAAAUCGAUGCUGUUUUUUCGGACUUUUGUUGUUUGUUGAUCUCAGUAUAA